Molecule: messenger RNA, 486 nt
Organism: Yarrowia lipolytica CLIB122
Lineage: Eukaryota; Fungi; Ascomycota; Dipodascomycetes; Dipodascales
Product: 60S ribosomal protein eL21
Biological process (GO): translation
Cellular component (GO): ribosome; cytosolic large ribosomal subunit
Molecular function (GO): structural constituent of ribosome
Source: RefSeq, a predicted model, not a curated record
AUGGGUAAGAGUCACGGAUACAGAAGCAGAACCCGAUACAUGUUCUCUCGGGACUUCAAGAAGAACGGAACUAUCCCCAUGUCCGUCUACUUGAAGACCUACAAGGUUGGAGACAUUGUUGACAUCCGAGCCAACGGUUCCAUCCAGAAGGGUAUGCCCCACAAGUUCUACCACGGCCGAACUGGAAUCGUCUACAACGUGACCAAGUCCGCUGUUGGCGUCAUCAUCAACAAGGUUGUUGGCAACCGAUUCAUGGAGAAGCGAAUCAACCUCCGAAUCGAGCACAUCAAGCACUCCAAGUGCCGACAGGAGUUCCUUGACCGAGUCAAGGCCAACGAUCUCAAGCGAAAGGAGGCCAAGGCCAAGAACGAGAUUGUCCAGCUCCGACGACAGCCCGGCGCCACCCGAGAGGCCAAGACCCUUGCCAUCGACGAGACCAACUACCCUCUCACCGUUGCUCCUCUUGCUUACGAGACUUUCAUCUAA